Molecule: messenger RNA, 2914 nt
Organism: Planococcus citri (citrus mealybug)
Lineage: Eukaryota; Metazoa; Arthropoda; Insecta; Hemiptera; Pseudococcidae
Gene: drongo
Product: Arf GTPase activating protein drongo
Exons: 11
Coding region: 402-1778 (458 amino acids)
Cellular component (GO): membrane; cytoplasm
Molecular function (GO): GTPase activator activity
Source: RefSeq, a predicted model, not a curated record
UGUGUCUCGUGCGGCGUGAUUGAGCAAAAUGCCAGUAUGUUCCUUGGUGUUGGUUCAUUGUAUGAUUUCUAUUUUUCUUCGUUUGUAGUAGUAGUGUAUUUGAUUCAUACCAGUACACUCGAAGUAGUGAAACUUGUGCAUUGAAGAUUAGAUAAAAGUCGACAGAUUCUUUCGAAAGUUCUUCGGAGUGCAAAAAGUGCAAUAUUCUUGAUGCAGCGUAGUUAAAAUAAAUAAGUUUUCGAUCGAAAUAUGUGAUAGUGUUAGUCCAGGUAGUUUUUUAAUCGACGAAAUUACAAGCUAAUCGUUGGUGUUUACAAAAUGUGUGAUAUUAAAUUAUAAUCCUUAAAUUUUUUUCGAAAUAAAAAAAAAUCAGUGGAAUCGAAUCGUUGAAUUUCGCGAUAAUGGCAGCAAAUAAUCGUAAUAAACUGGACGAGUAUCAUCUAAAAAUAUUACGAGAAUUAUUAACGUAUCCAGCCAACAAGUACUGCUUUGAUUGUCAUCAAAGAGGGCCUACUUACGUAAAUAUAACAAUCGGCUCUUUUGUUUGCACCAGAUGUUCUGGAAUGCUACGUGGAUUGACUCCUCCGCAUCGAGUGAAAUCGAUUACCAUGGCUACAUUCACUCCGGAAGAAAUCGACAUCAUGAAAUCCAGAGGAAACGAAUACUGUAAAAAUCUGUGGCUCGGAUUGUACGACGCUGAAAUACCAAUAAAAGACGAACAGCAAAUAAAAGAUUUCAUGAUAGCCAAAUACGAAAAGAAAAGGUAUUACGCCGAUCCUGUUAUAUCUAAUACACAUUGCGUAUUAAAUUUCGCAAACGGUUCGAGAACGCCGUCUUCGAUAUCAUCUACGUCUUCUUCAUCGCAUAAUUCUCCGUCCAGUCAAAAUUUAUCAGAUUCGUCGACGAAAGCGCAGCCUGCAGUACGGUCUCAAUUUUCAUCUAAAGCCAAUUCUGUAACGUCGUCGACGAACAGCAGUCAGUUAUUCCCGACGAAUUUCGAAUCUCCGAUGUCGUCUUCAGCAUCGUCCGUUGAUCCUUUUGGCUCGUCCGGAUUGGAUUCUUCGUCGUGUUCCGAAUCGUCGUUCGCUAAUUUCGAUAAUAAUCCUGCCUUCGGAUCUAAUAGAAGUGUUCCAGCGACUCGAAACACGAUCGGAAAUGGAGGCGUUUUUACUAAUUACAACAACAAUUUCGCCGGAUUAGGUUUAUCUUGGGCUUUACCCAAUAAUACGCUGUAUAGACCCUCAUAUAAAGGGUUACCAUUGAAUUUCGGCAGAUGGAGCAUCGCGACCGAUAACAAUGUGAGUUUUGGUAAAACAAACACCGAAUCGAAUGUUCCUGCUGAAGACAAGUACGCUGCGUUAAAAGAUUUAGAUUUCCAAAGGAAGAAUCAAAUGCUUGAAAAGCAACAACAAGAAAUGCAGCAGAAGAUGAACUCUAGUGCAGAAUGGGGAUCUGGUACAAACGGUAUUAAUUGGCAGACAGUAUUUUCUAAUCAUCCGGGAGUAAAUUCAGAACCGUCCACUCCUUUCAAUCCAUUUGCAGCUGGAGAUAUAAAUGCUUGGAAUCCAUCCACCAAUGGUACUGUUAAUCCGUUCGGUUCUAAUAUUAAAGAUGUAUGGAAUGGUAACAUGAGCUGGCAACAUUCAAAAAAUCAAAUACAAAGCGCCGUAACUUCGCCGAAUGGAUGGAAUAAAGAUGUAGCUAAUCCUUUCAAGUUUCAAAUGGGAAUAUGGACCCAAGCAAAUGGUCAGCAUCAAUCGAGCAACCCAUUUCUAUGAUCGAAUGAGAAUUUUUUCGUUCUUCAAGAUCUGAAAAAUUUACUUGGCGUUCUAUCAUCGAUUCUUCUCUUUUUUUACCAUUUUGUAUUCGUCCAUUUUUUUAAAUAUUGUUUUUUUCUCUUUGUCUUUUUUUUAGUUAGAUUUUUUUUAAUUUAGCGAACGAAAUUUUACAUCUUAGUUAAUUUUUUUUAUUGUUGCGAAGGAACGUUUGGUAUUGAGUUCCUAAUUUUGGCGCUGAUUGGAUCACGAUUAACGUAAAAUUAAUCAGAGAGUUGCAUUUAAAAAGUACAGCAUCGAUUUGCUCGCUUUGAAAGCCUCGAUGGCUGUUGAUGAUUUCGAUUGUUGUAUCUUUAACCUUUAUCUACUCGAUGUAGGAAUUAUAUUUGCGCAAACGAACAUAAAAUACGGUUGUAGUUAAGUUAUAUACCUGAUUUUUAUAAGUACUUUAGUAUACCACUUCUCUCCUAUUAUAUGAAAAAGUUGAUGUAUUAUUUUUUUAUUUCUUUUUUUCCUCGUUUCGUCUUAUAUACAUAUUCGUGUGUAAAUUAUUUUACCGAUAUAUUCGUAAUUUUUAUUUAUUAUUAGUUUAUUCUUCUUUUCUUUUUUUUUCUCUUUUUUUAAAUGGGCUGAUGUAAGGAAUAAUAUCACCUGCACCAGGCGUGCGGAAAUGGCAAGUUGAACUUGUUGAAAAUUUAGUAUUUCUAUGGAUCUGAAAAAUAUAUUAAUUUCUAAAUGGAAAAAAUCCAUGAUUUUUCGAGCAACAGUCAAGACUGAAAAAUUACAUACGCAGAACAAGUUGUACAUUUUUUUAAAAGUACGUAAAGGUUAGUUCAUGUACGAUAUCGAUACGAAUCCAGUUAAACUGAUGAAAAGGUUGUAAAUGUUGUAGGAAUACUCGUAUCCGGAUACGAUUCGUGAGUAAUUCAUAGUUUUUUUUCUCUUUCGUAUUUUUAUUUCUUUUUUCUUUCUUUUUUUUAUGUACGUAAUUGUUCGAUAUGUGUUUUUUUAAUGACUUUUUUUCUUUCUUUUUUUUUCGUUUUUUAUUUCUGUGAUAUUAAGUACAUUAUAGAGAAAACUAACCAUUGUAAUGUGAAAUUUUUUUUUAAAUCAAUAAAUAUUGCACUGUUGUAUUACAA